Messenger RNA from Acaulospora colombiana, 529 nucleotides. Lineage: Eukaryota; Fungi; Glomeromycota; Glomeromycetes; Diversisporales; Acaulosporaceae. The record is from the annotation of a GenBank genome assembly.
AAUCAAGGCAAACAUUAUAGUCGACGAUGAAGGAAGGGGUAGAAUAAGUGAUUUCGGUUUGGCGAGAAUAAUGUCGGGUGGACAAAGGACCGGCUUGACCACAGAUACAAGCCAUACCGGGACUCUUCGAUACCUGGCUUAUGAACUGGUCAAUACGGAGGGCCAUAUCAUUCCAACCAAAGAGGGUGACGUAUAUGCACUGGGAUGUCUGGCAUUAGAGUUAAUUUUUCUACAAGUGCCGUACGCCGAACACACAAAUCCCGGAGAGAUAUAUAAGUUGAUAGGCAGCAAUACCCCGCCGGCUGUUGAGGUGCCCGUGGAUGGGGCACCCUCCGAACAGAUCCAAGACCUCUGGACGUUUCUCCAACGGUGUUGGGACAUUGAUCCCAAAUCUCGCCCAACUGUCCAAGACUGUCAACAGUAUGUCCGUGAUCACAAAGCGGAGCUGUUGACGGCGUUAGGAGAUAGCUUCCAGCCCCGUUCCACCCUUGCUGCUCCCCCUGAGACCGCCACCUCCGGUAGCAUAUAA